AUGGACACCUUCCGAGUCCGCCUCAACUGCGUGGACCACUACCAAGCGGUCCCGAUUGAUGGCCUAGAUCCUCCAGUACCUCUCGGUGUCGGCAGCGCGAGUCACAAUGACAAACCUCGAAUUUCGGUCAUUCGCGUCUUUGGCGCCACCCCAACCGGGCAGAAGGUGUUGUUGCACAUCCACGGGGCUCUGCAAUAUACCUACAUCGAGUACAGCGGCAGUCUGGUCCCCGACGAUGUUGACGUGGCUAUUCGUACCCUCCAGCUCUCCAUUGAUCACGCUCUAGCCGUGAGUUACCGCAAGAAUAUCUAUGAAAGGAAGCAUCGAUAUGUCGCACACAUCUCCCUUGUGAAGGGGGUUCCAUUUUAUGGCUUCCAUGUCGGUUACAAGUUCUACCUCAAGAUAUACUUGUUGAACCCGCUGCAUAUGACGAGGCUAGCCGACCUGUUGCGGGAAGGAGCCGUUAUGAAGAGAGUGCUACAGCCAUACGAGAGUCACAUGCAAUACAUAGCACAAUGGAUGUGCGACUAUAACCUAUACGGUUGUGGCUAUAUCGACUGCCAAAGAGUCAGGUUUCGCGCCCCGGUUCCCAGAUACGCCGAUUUGACCAACCCAUUGCACCAAUGGCACGAUCUUUCCAUUCCCUCCGACGCGAUCUUCGACGAUGGGCAACUGACCAAGCAGAGCCACUGUGCGCUCGAGGUGGAUGUGCACGUCGAGGGAAUUCUGAAUCGCAAUGACGUCCACGCUCGCACACUUCAUCAUGACUUCAUUGAGCGCGUCCAUCCCAUUCCGGCAGAUGCCAAACUGGUGCAAAGCAUGGCCGGAUUGUGGAAGGAUGAGACUCGGCGCAGGAAGUUGAGGAUGGGACUUAAGGACCCGAAUAGCAGCCCCUUCCCUCCAGAGGUUCUAGUGUCAAUGUCAGCGGAUCCGAGGAACACGGCUGACGGAGGUUGGAUUCACGAACACGAAUUCCGCCAAAAAGCGGCCGAGCUUGCAGCUGAAGAGUUUGAAAAGAGUGACAGGCAAAACGUGUCUUUUGACACCUUUGUGAAACCCACGUCCCUUGAAGACACUGUUCGCACAGCAUUAGAAAGCGUCGACGAUUUGUACCCUCACAGAAUCCAAUUGCUCCACCUGAGAAGUCUGAAUGUCGAUUCGAAUGGUAAUAACCCCAUGCAAGAGGAUAACUCUCGACCUAUCGUCGAUCAAGCUCGAUCGGAUAAGUUUGGGGACUCGACAGGCUCUGACGUGGAUGGAGACAACUCAGAAGGAGAUUCUUCUGUCCGGUCACCACAAACAAAUGCUCACAACGACAUCAAACCCAGGGCUGCCGACAAGCAAGUCUCAAGUCCGAUCAGCUCCUCCGAAUACGAAAGGUACGGCAUUCGUCCUGCGGGUGAUGCGCAACACUUUGACGAAGACGCAUUUGAAGUACCACAAGAAUAUCUGAUCGAUCGAGCUGGAGUUACAAAUGGGACCAAGAGAGCACGCUUCGGAGAAGUACCAACAUUCCAACCGAGGAAGAAACACAAACACUUGGUUGAUGGUGAGAAUAUUUUGCCCGAUGUGGGAUUCUGGGAGUCGGAUGAGGACCCAGACUUCUCGAACGAGAUCAGUGAUGCUGAACCAGGUGCGGAACCGACAGAGGAAGAGAUGCGAAAUAUCCCCUUGCCACAAGCUACCAUCGACCGUGUGUCACUCGCAGGCCCGCACCGCACAUCAAAGAACGCGGCUGUGGAUGGGCCAAUCUCUGGAAGCCUCUCGCGGCGCUCGAUACUGUCUUUUCCCACAGUGAAAGAUCCCACGGAUCCUGCUACUAUACUCCGGCUUAGCCAGAAAAGCGCUGCUUCGCAAAACUCCUCAAAGGCGUCUACAGGUGAACCUUCAAUCUCCCCUGCGACGCUGAAGACGCCUGCAAAGUCCAUAUUCACCGACUCAGAACAGACCGCCUUGCCGCCCACCGUAGGUGCAGGUAGCGGUUCAUCUGGGUUACUCAAUAUCACACUCCAAGGCUUGUCCAAAUGGCAGGCAGGGAACAGUGUGCAGUUGUACAAACCUCGCCCGCCAAGUUUCAAACAGAUAGCGUCAACUAUGUGGGAGAAUGGUCUGCCUGAUGUAAUUUAUCAGGAAGCAUACUACAGUCAGGAGGAAGACGUCCCUGGCCAAUCGAGGGAAUAUGCUGGUCGCGAAUUCAAGCUCGAGAGUACAACGGUGCCCUAUCUACCAGACUUUGAUGCUUCCGGAAAGUCCGCCGCAACAUUCGGCCGGAAGCCUCCCUCGGUACUAGAUUUCGCCGCCGAGAGAAUUCGCGACAAUCAGAGACGCAAAAGAUGCACUAUUUCUGAGUGGGUUAUUGCAGCGACUCCGCCUCGAAAAGUCGACGUUCUCUCCUGGUUGCAAGAAGAAACCCAGGCACAUAUUGACAACAACGGGUCUGGUAAACUUCGGACGCGUGGUGCCGCUCUUUCGCAGAUCGACGGUCCAACGCAGAAGAAUGAUCAUGGCUUCAAAUAUUCUCAGAAGCAGCCCAGUACGAGCGUUCAGCAUGAGACACAGUAUAUGAAUGUGAUGAGCGUGGAGGUCCACGUCAACACUCGAGGUGCUCUGGCUCCAAAUCCUGAUGAAGAUGCCAUUGCUUGUAUAUUCUGGUGCGCGCAGACUGAUGACGACGAUGAUGGUAUUGACAACGAUGCAAGAACGGAUGGGCUCCACGUCGGAAUUCUUGCUGUUGCUGGUGAUAAGCAGGCUGCGGAAAGAAUUGCCCGAAACGUCGCCUAUCACGUUGAGGAAGAGCCUACUGAAUUGGAUCUUCUUACGAGAUUUGUCGACAUUGUGAGGCACUAUGAUCCCGAUGUUCUCACAGGCUAUGAAGUGCACAAUAGCUCCUGGGGUUAUCUCAUUGAACGAGCACGUGUCAAGUACGAUCUGAACUAUUGCGAUGAGUUGUCCAGGAUGAAAUCCCAAUCUCACGGACGGUUUGGCAAGGAAGACGACCGCUGGGGUUUCAACCACACCUCGACAGUUCGUGUCACGGGUCGACAUACAAUCAAUAUCUGGCGAGCCAUGCGCGGCGAAUUGAACUUGCUUGGCUAUACUAUGGAGAACGUUGUGUACCACUUGCUACAUCAACGAAUACCUCACUACAGCUUUGCUGAUUUGACGAGGUGGUACAACAGCAAGAAUCCUCGCGACCAGGCAAAAGUCAUCGAGUACUUCAUAUCGAGGACAAAGCUCGACAUUGAACUUCUCGAAGCCAAUGAGCUGAUCCCGAGAACAAGCGAACAGGCCCGACUGCUGGGAGUCGACUGGUUUUCAGUCAUUUCCCGUGGCUCACAAUUCAAGGUAGAGUCUUUGAUGUUUCGCAUAGCGAAACCGGAGAACUUCAUCUUGGUCUCACCCAGUCGCAGGCAAGUCGGGGGUCAGAAUGCAUUGGAGUGCUUACCGCUGGUAAUGGAGCCUCAAAGCGAUUUCUAUACCAGCCCACUGCUAGUUCUCGACUUCCAGUCCCUUUACCCCAGCGUCAUGAUAGCCUACAACUACUGCUACUCGACUUUCCUCGGCCGAGUCGUCGGCUGGCGAGGCGCGAACAAAAUGGGAUUCACAAAUUAUCGCCGGGAGCCUAGAUUACUAGAGCUACUUAAGGAUUAUAUCAAUAUCGCACCGAACGGGAUCAUGUAUGCGAAACCUGAAAUUCGAAAGUCCCUGCUGGCAAAGAUGUUGAGUGAAAUUCUCGAGACCCGCGUCAUGGUCAAGAGUGGAAUGAAAGUCGACAAGGAUGACAAGACACUGCAGAGGUUGUUGAAUAACAGGCAACUUGCCCUCAAGCUUAUCGCCAACGUCACCUACGGCUAUACGUCAGCGUCGUUUUCCGGAAGGAUGCCGUGCUCAGAGAUUGCGGACAGCAUUGUACAGACUGGCCGCGAAACGCUCGAGAAGGCAAUUGCUCUGAUCCACUCGGUCGAGCGUUGGGGAGCGGAAGUGGUCUACGGCGAUACUGACAGUCUCUUUGUCUACCUCAAAGGCCGAACAAGAGAGCAAGCCUUUGACAUUGGUGAAGAAAUUGCCGACACAAUCACCAAGAUGAAUCCUCGACCGGUCAAGUUGAAGUUCGAAAAAGUCUAUCAUCCGUGCGUUCUCCUUGCGAAGAAAAGAUACGUGGGGUUCAAGUACGAAAAUCGCAACCAGACUGUACCAGACUUUGAUGCCAAAGGAAUCGAAACUGUGCGUCGAGACGGCACUCCAGCCGAGCAGAAGAUCGAGGAGACGGCAUUGAAGCUGCUGUUCCGCACCUCUGACCUGAGUCAGGUCAAAGCCUUUUUCCAGUCUCAAUGCGCCAAAAUCAUGCAAGGCCGGAUUUCCAUCCAGGACUUUUGUUUCGCUCGAGAAGUCAAGCUUGGGACUUACAGUGACAAACAACCUCCACCUCCUGGUGCACUCAUCAGCGCUCGAAAAAUGGUAGAGGAUCCGAGGCUGGAACCGCAAUAUGGCGAGCGAGUACCCUAUGUGGUUGUCACAGGCGGACCAGGCGCCAGGUUGAUCGAUCGUUGUGUGGCGCCAGAAGUCUUACUCAAUGACGCGCACUCGGAGCUCGACGCGGAGUAUUACAUUUCCAAGAACAUCAUCCCACCCCUUGAACGCAUCUUCAAUCUGGUGGGGGCAAAUGUCCGCCAAUGGUACGACGAAAUGCCAAAAUACCAGCGUAUCAGGAGAGUAGACGGUGGGCUUGGUACAGAAGGUAAAAACAGUGCGAGGGCUCAAAAGACUAUGGAGUCAUACAUGAGAUCGUCGACAUGUCUUGUUUGUCGCGAUCGCCUGGACACUCCGGCUCCGCUGUGUGACAAGUGCUCUCAGCAGUCUCCUCAGACUAUGCUAGCACUCCGGUCGAGACUGAUGAAAGUUGAGAGAAAAGCGGCACAACUCGCCAAGGUAUGCCGUUCUUGCUCGGGAUUUGGUUGGAGUGAAGAAAUACGGUGUGACAGCAAGGACUGUCCUGUCUUCUAUUCAAGGACGAGACAGAAGACUGCUCUUGUGAACGAGGAAGCCCAGAUUCUGCCUGUUCUGCAAACUCUGGAGAAGGGCACGGAUGGACGAAUAGAUUGGUGA
Molecule: messenger RNA, 5106 nt
Organism: Fonsecaea pedrosoi CBS 271.37
Lineage: Eukaryota; Fungi; Ascomycota; Eurotiomycetes; Chaetothyriales; Herpotrichiellaceae
Exons: 1
Coding region: 1-5106 (1701 amino acids)
Biological process (GO): error-prone translesion synthesis; double-strand break repair via homologous recombination
Cellular component (GO): nucleus; zeta DNA polymerase complex
Molecular function (GO): DNA-directed DNA polymerase activity; DNA binding; nucleotide binding
Source: RefSeq, a predicted model, not a curated record